This is a messenger RNA of Anthonomus grandis grandis, 2368 nucleotides long. RefSeq names its product homeobox protein abdominal-B (gene Abd-B). Gene Ontology annotation, cellular component: nucleus. Gene Ontology annotation, biological process: regulation of transcription by RNA polymerase II. The transcript is spliced from 2 exons. Lineage: Eukaryota; Metazoa; Arthropoda; Insecta; Coleoptera; Curculionidae. The coding region runs from base 691 to 1797 and encodes 368 amino acids. The record is from RefSeq and is a predicted model, not a curated record. Gene Ontology annotation, molecular function: RNA polymerase II cis-regulatory region sequence-specific DNA binding; DNA-binding transcription factor activity, RNA polymerase II-specific.
CGCAGUCGGCUUUUUCGUCGAACGCGAGCUCACAGAAAUUCAGUGUGUGUUUGCAACUUGCGCCUCGUGACAGUAGAGAUACGUGCGAGGAAGCGUAUAUAUGUCACAUCGCGAUCCGACGAUCUUACGUGGUCCUUCGAGCGCGAAAUAAUUUUUAAAACUUCCAACUAAGAAAAAAAAAUCAAAACGUGAUUUUUUUUUCUAACAAGAGCAGUACAGUUUACUGAUAAAUGAGCGUCAAUAGUUACAACUACCAAUAAAAUAUUUUACGGCUCAUAAACUUUUUGUAUACAAGGUGCCGCAUCAUUGACAGUGAUUUAUGUGCACUUUGAGAGAAUAAGUGUUUUUGCGGUGUUUAGAAAAAAAAAGCGCAUUUUAAUUAAUCUUGCUGGAGGUCAUCGCUGAAUGUUAAAUGUUUUUUAGAUCCCCGUUUCUCAUUUCGGUAUUUUUUCUCUUUUUUCCAUAAUCCUUCUGACUCGCCUACUGUGGACUUUUUUACACCUGUUCUCGUAUCAUUACGACUUACCCUCUGGACUUAACCCGCUGUGAAUUUUCAUCGACACCAUCGUCGCCACCAUCGCGGACCCCGUGGCGUGCGCCGCACCCACCCUGUACGACCAUGUGGUACACCCUCCGGGACCUUCACCAGCCUCUGCCGCGGGCUCCUCCACCGGGGUAGCCUGGUGGACCAUGAUGAACGGAGGCUUAUACGAAGAAAGUCCACCACCAGCCCCUCAGAGCGCCGCAACCCCAAGUGGAACCAGUGGGAUGACCAGUCCACCAGCGGCUGCACCUCCUGCUGCUACCACUUCGGUCACAUCCAGCUCAAGUCCCGCAAGUGUCACCAGUAACAGUGGUUCAGCAGGACCUCUACACAUUCCCGCCAAAAGACUGACCAGCUCUGGAGGUUAUGGGGAGUGUGCCGAUGGUGGUGUUAUAAGGCAGAACCACUGGGCUUCCUAUUCACCAGAUAAUCACACGGCAUUCGAGCCGGGCUUAAAUCAUCAGUACACGAAUCCGAGCUACUACAAUUUGCCCACAGACCCGAAUGGGAGUAGAGAUCAUAAACCUCCACUUCCGUUUCAAGUUUGGUCGCCGGCAGCUACCGCAUCAUCGGCUACUCCGGAAUAUAAGUACAAUAGGGGCAGUGUGGGUACUGACCCUUCCGUACCAUCUUCUUGCCAUCAGUCGUUUGGAACUAGUUCAUGGUAUAACUCCCCGUACCCUUCGGUCGCUCGUCAUCAAGUAGACGGACCUUACCUGACUCCUACAGAUGAACGAGGAAGAGUUCCCGGCCUUGAUGCUGGAUUUUCGCACCACGACAGAAGUUAUGGUUUGGGGAAUUAUGGGCCUCCUGAGACGGUACCGUCCACACCUUAUCCACCACCUGGUGCACUGGGUUCGAUGAGCGUAGGAGUAGGAGCCUGCGGAGGAAGCGGAAACCCUCUCGAAUGGACCGGUCAAGUAACGGUGCGUAAAAAGCGUAAACCCUAUUCGAAGUACCAAACGUUGGAACUCGAAAAAGAGUUUCUUUAUAACGCGUACGUUUCCAAACAAAAAAGAUGGGAACUAGCGCGAAACCUGAACCUCUCGGAGAGACAGGUAAAGAUCUGGUUCCAGAACCGACGGAUGAAGAACAAAAAGAACUCACAGAGGCAGGCGUCGCAGCAGCAGAACAACAAUAACUCAGCAACGAAUAACCAGAAUCACCAUCACCAUCCGGCCCAUUUACAUCCGCAGCAGCACGUGGUGAACCAUCACGUUGCUGCUAAUGGCGCAUUGAAAAUUCAUCAGUGACCAAUGGGGUUUUCUGCGGUUAUGUUGGGUAGCAAUCAGCAUGGUUUGAAUGCGACCUGAUCGCGCUGUUAUUGAAUUUUAAAAUGUCCUUGAGUUAGGGUGUAAUUUUUUAGCGGUUCUUACACGUUAAGUGUUAUGGAGGUUCAUAACGCAAUAAGGGUUAUAUUCAGGAGCGGUUAGACUGUUUAAACUAUUAGCAAUAUUAAAAGUACCUUUUUUUUUGAAAAUAUCAUCCCAGGAUCAAUUCUGAUCUUUUUUAUCUUAGAUUUCGUAUAGAGGUCGAAAAACUGGUUAAAAGAUAAGUACGGUAAUAAAAAAAAAAUGAAUUUUUCUUAAUUUUUUUUUCUAAUUUUCUGAUCUUGUAGCAAAAUAUUUUAUUAAAUAAAAUCCUGAAGAGGUUAAAAAAACACGCGAAAAAAAAAAAAAUUUAACUUGUAAAAUGACUUAAUAAUUAUAUGAGGAAACACGCACAAAAACAAUUUAAUUAAAUUUAAAAUUUAACUUAAAAAAACUUCUUCAAUAAAUUUUUUAGAAGUCGCACAAAAAAAUUUGCUCUUAAAAUGAUACAAAU